UUUCGGAAAAUAUAUAUUCAUGAUCAAAAUAAAAAAAAAAUCAAGAUUAUCAACAAAACUCAUUGAAACUUAAUGGACUAAAAACAGUAGAUAACUGGUUGAUUUGAUUUAGAUUCAAAUAUAAUUCAUUUAUCAAUCUCAUAUCAUGUCUGGCCGUAAAGUUUCUUCAACAUUACGAAUCGGUUCUCGAGUCGAAUACACAGUUGUAACCGGUAAUGAACGUCGUAAAGUUCCUGGUACUAUUGCUUACGGUCCUAGUUCGUUUCAUCUUAAACCAAACGAAAAUGAUUGGUGUGGUGUUAUAUUAGAUGAACCAUGUGGUAAAAAUAAUGGUACAGUACAAGGCCGACAAUAUUUUGAUUGUCCGGAAAAUUGUGGCGUUUUUGUACGUGUUUCAACAUUACGUCCUAUUCUUGAUCAUGGUAGUCGUAUACCGAUGCCACGUACAUCACGAUCAUCUACACCAUCAUCCACACCGAAAUCGAUGACACCAUCAUCAUCUAUUCAAUCAUUUACCGGUAUUAUUGAUUCAACUGGUGAUACAGGUUCGGUGAUUGUCGAAAAAAAUUCCAAACUAACCGAAUCGAUUAAUCUGCCAACGGGCAAUCAAACAUCUAAAAUACGUCCACCAACAAAUAUAAUGUCAUCUUCAAGUCAUGAAUUGAGUUCAAAAUCUCAACAACAACAACAGCAAUCUAAUAUACAAAAAAUGGUGGAAAAAAUCGAAACCAAACGUGAUGAAAUGAUUCGUGAAGAUGAUGCUGCACAACAUUGGUCACAAUCAUCAAUACCAACAACUAAAACCACUAAAGAAUUGCAGGAAGCAAAUGAAAAAAUCAAAGAUCUUGAAUCCAAAUUGAAUACAUUAAUGUUGAAACGUGCCGAAGAUCGACAAAAAUUCAAAGAUUAUGAACGAUUAAAAAUACAGAAUGAACAAUUAUUGGAAAAUAAAAAACAAAUGGCUGAAAAGAUUGCCGAAUUAUCUAAAUCAAAAACGGCGGCCGAAAAUGAAGCAAAAGAAGCUCGAGAAGAACAAGUACGACAAUCUGAAGAAAUUAAAGAUCUUGUUGAUAAUGCUGAAAUGGCCGUCAUUGAUAAAGAAAUGGCUGAAAAUCGUGCCGAACAAUUACAAUUAGAAUUGGAACAAUGUCGUGAACAAUUGGAAGAAGCUAAAUUAGAUUUUGAAAUACUUAAAACUGAAAUUGAAGAUAAAGGUGUUGAUGGUGCUGCAAAUAGUUUUCAAUUAAAAAAAUUAGAAGAUCAAAAUAAUCGUUAUAAAGAUGCAUUACUUAAACUACGUGAUAUAUCUGCUGCCGAUCGAACCAAUAUACAAAUGAUGCAAAAAGAUAUUGAACGUAAAAAUGAUGAAAUCAAUAGUUUAAUGCAAACAAAUGAAAAAAUGAAAUCAGAAUUGGAAAAAUGUUAUGAACAAAUUGAAGUACUUAAAGAACAAGUUGAUAUGGCUUUAGGAUCACAAAAAAUGGUUGAAAAAUUAACCGAAAAAAAUCUAAUGAUGGAAGAUAAAAUGGAAGAAUUACAAAAAGCAUUAGAUGAAGAGGAAAAGAUUAAAGAAUUAUCCAAUAUGAUUAUUGAAGAAAAAGAUGAUAUUAUAGCCGAUUUACGUGAUGAAGUGAAUAAAUUCAAAACAAAUUUAGUUAAUAUUCGUAAUAAUUUUUUAAUGGCACAAGAAACUGUACAAGAUCAUGAAAAUACUAUAAAAAAAUUUCGUGAAUUAGUUGCCAUAUUAAAAGAUGAAAAUAAUAUGCUUCGUGCUGCACAAGAACAAGAUCAUUCAAAAGUUCAACAAGCUGUUGAUGUACAAAAACAAUUGGAAAAUAUUGAAUUCAAAACUCGUCUUUUGGAUCGUAAAGAUGUAUCAAGAGCAAUCGAUAUGGAACUACGUCAAUUAGAUAUUGAUCAAUGUUAUCGUCAUAUGGUUUAUUUGGCACGUUUUUUUCCCGAAUCAUUUUUUAUACGUGGUGGUGAUCAUGAUGCUAUUGCUGUAUUAUUGUUCAUUCCAAGAAUGUUUACAAAAUGUUUGAUUAUUGAAAGACAAAUUUUGGAAAAAUAUUCAACAACAAAUACAAUUGCUCAAAACAAUAUGUCGAUUACACCGGAAUCGAUUGUUCGUGAAUUUUUUGAUGGUGAUAAUAAUCGUAUACAAGUAGAAUCUAGUGAUAAAUUAAAGCAACAGAUUUUUGCUAAACAUUUGGUGUAUUUAUUAACAUCGAUACGAUCAACAUUGGAUAAAUAUCAGGAUAUUUUGGCAAAAUGUGAUACAGAAUUGUUUAUGAAACUUGGAUCAUUAUAUCCAGAAUUAGCAGGACAUGAAAAAAAUGUUGAUAAUUUUGUUAAUCUAUUACGUGAAGAUAAAUUGGAUGAAACUGUAUCAUUAGAUUCAUUGGAAAAGAUAUUAAAUUAUUUACAUUCAUUAUAUAAUAUUUAUAUUGCUUCAACAAAUCUAGAAUCAGUUGAUAAUCAUAAUAAAUUCUUAAAUGAUUUAAUCGAUGUACUUCGUACCGGUACAGAAGCUUCAAUAUUAGAUUUAAAAAUAAUUUCACGUAUGACUGAUUCGGAUACAUCAAUGUUUUUAUCAACAAUGGAAACAUCAUUAAAUGAUAUUGAACAAUUUGGAAGGAAAAUUCGACGAAGAAUGGUUUCGGCUGGAUCCAGUUCAACCGAUAUGAAUCCAGCUUGUUUGAUAAAAUUUCCACCAACUAUUGAAGCUGAAUUACUGGAUUCAUUUCAUAAUUUUUCACUAAUUGUUCGUAAUCUUAAAACAAUGCGUUCAGUUUUGAUGAAUGAAUUUCUUAGCCAAUUUAUUCGUACUGUUGAUGAUUGUUCAUCAUCAACCGAUUCGGAAAUCAAUUCAAUAAAACGUUUCAAUAUGAAUGAUUUGGAACAAACAUGUAAAGAAUGGAAUGGUAAUAGUAUUAAAUCAUUGAAUGAAAUGCUUACCAAUGUGAUCAGUAUAAUUUGUAAAUUCUGUACGGUCAUUCAACAAGGUGAUUAUGAUGUUUCAAAAACUGAUACAACAACAAUACAAUCACAAAAUUCACAAUUUGAUUCAUUACAAUCAAAUCAAUCAAGUUUACAACAACAUUUUAGUUUACCAUUAUCAUUUCAAAAUCUAUUCAGUAGUACACGUAGUGGUAAUAAUAAUUUGGGAUCAUGUUCAUUACAAUGUAUACCAUUAGAUCAACGUGCAUUUAUUUGGCGACAACAAUCCGAACAAUUACAAGAUUUUCGUCAAAAAAUUCAAACACAAGAAUCCGAUAUAGCCGAAUUGAAACGUGCAUUAAAAUCAAAAAUUGAUGAAGUUAGUGAAAUGCAAAUAAGACGUGAUCUAUCCGAAAAGAAACAUAAAGAAGCAUUAAAAGAAAUACAAAAACUUCAAGAUGAAUUAGAACGAAUGACAAAAGAAUUUAAAGAAAAAGAAGCUGAACGUGAACGUACAUUAAAUAAAUAUAAUCAGGAAAUCAAUGAUCUUUAUUCAGAUCAUCGAAUGAUGAAAGAAAAAUUGAAAGAUUAUUCAAAAAAUGCUUUAUUUGGUAAAGUUUCUUUACUUGCAUCCAGUUCAUCUAAUUCACCAUUAGCAGCAGCCGUAAAUCAAUCAUCAACAAGUCCAAUGAGUUUGGGAAAUUUUUCCUCAUUACAUCAUUCGCCUAAUAUUAGUUUAAGUCCGACACCUAGUUUAAAUCAAUCAUUAUUAUCGAGUCAAUGUGGUCAGGAAGUCGCAAAUGUUUUAGCAACACAAUCAUCAAUGGUUAGCAAUGAUGUUUUACAACUACAACAUCAUAUACAGAAUCUUCGUUUAGCAAUGAAACAAAUUGUAGCUAAAAAUAUUGAACUUCGUACAAUGUUAACAUCACAUGAGGAAACGAUUCAAUUGAAUAAUGAUGGUGAAUUGAUUAAAGUUCGUCCAAAAUGGUAUCUAGAUUCAUUACGACGACAACAACAACAAAAUCGAUUAUACGAUGAUGUUAAGAUUGAAGCAAAAUUCCAAGAAUUCCAUAAUAAACUUUUACAAUUGAAUAAUGAUUGGAAUAACUAUCGUUGUAAGAAAUCGGUGCAAAUAUUUGAUUUAGAUCAAUUACCCGUGAAUCGUAAUAAACCCGGUUGGACAAAAUGUUUUGGUGAUAUAAUUGAUAAACAUCAACAACAACAACGAUUAGAUGAAUUGAAUUUUUCGUUACGAUUUCAACAGCUACAAAUUGAAUUUGAACAAUUUAUUAAAACAUUGGAUAAUGGAUUUGUAUGUGAUUCUUCAUUUACAACAUUCAUUGCACCACAUAUUUCAAAGAUUGUAAAUGCUAAACCAAAACUAUUAGCACGAAUCAUAAUUGAUGGCAAUAAUAAUAAGAGAUUAUCGGUGCAGAAAUCAAAAUACAUUGAUGGUGGUGGUGAUGAUUUGAGUACAAAUUUAAUGAAAAAUAUUAUACCAUUAGAAAUUACUAAUAAUGAAUUGAAUCUUCUAAAAAUUGUUUAUUAUUAUUAUUCAUUAUUCAUUAAUGGAAAAAGUGAUAAUUAA
Dermatophagoides pteronyssinus (European house dust mite) is the source of this 4531-nucleotide messenger RNA. Its product is annotated as dynactin subunit 1-like. NCBI's taxonomy places the organism in Eukaryota, Metazoa, Arthropoda, Arachnida, Sarcoptiformes, Pyroglyphidae. The record is from RefSeq and is a predicted model, not a curated record.